Styela clava is the source of this 1904-nucleotide messenger RNA. Its product is annotated as splicing factor U2AF 50 kDa subunit-like. The record is from RefSeq and is a predicted model, not a curated record. Gene Ontology annotation, biological process: mRNA processing. Gene Ontology annotation, molecular function: RNA binding. Gene Ontology annotation, cellular component: nucleus. Lineage: Eukaryota; Metazoa; Chordata; Ascidiacea; Stolidobranchia; Styelidae.
AAUUGUUUUGUACUGCUCGCCAGCCGUCAGUCUGUCAGUGGGUGAAUAAUUCGUAAUACAUUAGAAACCUCAGUGAAUUGAAAUUAUUCGUACCUAAUUUUUAAUUGUAUUGUCGAAAUUGGAGGUUCAGGAAGUACAAUAUGGACCAGAACCAACAGGCCUUUAUGAAGCAAGAGGCUGGUCCUGAUUCAUAUGAAAAUGGUGGUUAUCCACCUGGAAAUAAUCAAGGAUAUGGAGAAGAUAUAAAACCACAAGGUGGCAAUGAAGACAGGCGUGAUCGUAAGAGGAGAGACAGGUCACGUGAUAGAGAUCAUGACCGGAGACGCAGCAGAGAUCGGGAUCGUGAUAGAGAUAGGAAAAGAAGAAGCAAAAGCAGAGAAAAACGUCGAAGGCGAUCGAGGUCAAGAGAGAAUAGAAAGCGACGCAGUCGAUCUCGAAGCAAGGAAAAACCAACUACAGCUACAAAGAAAAAGAAACAAUACAAAUAUUGGGACGUGGCACCAUCUGGGUUUGAACACCUCACCCCACUUCAAUACAAGGCCAUGCAAGCAGCUGGACAGAUCCCUCUUAUGGCUACAACUCCAAGUCUUGGCACCGGGACACCUACGGGUCCAGCGGCACCUCUACCGGGGACACAGAUGACUCGUCAGGUUUGUCCUUUCUACUUGUUCCAAGCUCGGAGAUUAUAUGUGGGUAACAUACCUUUUGGGGUGACAGAGGAUGCCAUGAUGGAUUUUUUCAAUCAACAAAUGAAAAUGUCUGGUCUUGCACAAGCGCCCGGAAACCCUGUAUUAGCUGUUCAGAUAAACCUUGACAAAAAUUUUGCUUUUCUAGAGUUCAGAUCUGUGGAUGAAACUACACAGGCUCUUGCUUUUGAUGGUAUAAAUUUCAUGGGUCAAUCAUUGAAAAUUCGACGACCAAGUGACUACAAACCACUGCCAGGAUCUUCAGAAACACCUUCUGUUCAUCUGCCAGGUGUUGUUUCAACUGUCGUACAAGAUUCUCUACAUAAGGUAUUUGUUGGUGGUCUACCAAAUUACUUGAAUGAAGACCAAGUAAAAGAGUUGUUGACUUCAUUUGGUCCGCUUCGGGCUUUUAAUCUUGUGAAAGACAGUGCUACGGCUUUAUCAAAAGGAUAUGCAUUCUGUGAAUAUGUGGAUGCUACAAUCACCGAUCAAGCCAUUGCUGGAUUGAAUGGAAUGCAACUGGGUGAAAAGAAACUCAUUGUACAAAGAGCAAGUGUUGGAGCCAAGACUGGAUUAAUGAACAUGCUGUCAACACCAGUUACUCUACAGGUACCUGGUCUUGUAACAGCUGCGCAACAAGGACCGGUCACAGAAGUUAUAUGUCUUCUCAAUAUGGUGACACCAGAAGAAUUACAAGAUGAAGAAGAGUACGAAGAUAUCAUGGAAGAUGUGAAGGAUGAAUGCAACAAACUUGGAAAGGUGAAAAGCUUGGAGAUACCACGACCAGUUCCUGGUACGGAUGUGCCUGGAGUUGGCAAAAUCUUUGUGGAGUUUAUGGACACAAGUGAUUCUCAGAAUGCCUGCAAUGCUCUCUCUGGAAGAAAAUUUGCCAACAGGGUGGUUGUCACAUCUUACUAUGAUCCAGACCGCUAUCAUAGACGUGAAUUUGACUAAAGGAGUGGAAGAUUGCCUAGCAGGAUGCUUUCAAUUCACAUUUUGUACAAAUCUGCUGAACUUGUCCAAAGACAUCAAUCUGAAACGCGCUUAUGCGUCAAAAAAUACUUUUUGUAGUUUGUUUUCAAGUCUUUGUCAAAGUAGCACAUUCUGGCAUACUCAAGGAUAGUGAGAUGACUGUCCUAAGCUGAAUUCUGAUAUGGAAAUGGAAUAUAGUGCUUUUUGUUUUUAUGUCAUGUCAAUAAAUUUUGAAUUGGAUAAGAG